Molecule: messenger RNA, 1870 nt
Organism: Cadophora gregata
Lineage: Eukaryota; Fungi; Ascomycota; Leotiomycetes; Helotiales; Ploettnerulaceae
Exons: 3
Coding region: 2-1594 (530 amino acids)
Molecular function (GO): oxidoreductase activity
Source: RefSeq, a predicted model, not a curated record
AAUGAAAGGUGGGAUUUCAAACCCCACUCUCGGCGAACGUUGGGGAAGCUGGAGACCGUUUGACCAAUCCUCCCCGUUCCUCCGUUUAGAAUUGAGGGACUGUGGAUUUGACAUUGAACAAGGCUUAUCUUCUCGUAGACUUCAUCUGCUAACGAUCAAAAUGACUGCGACAACUAUCUCCGCUGCGGAGGUCAACCAUCACAGGUCAGACGACAAUGCCUGGAUCGUCCUCAACGGUGUCGUAUGGGACGUUUCUGGGUUUGCUGCCAAGCAUCCUGGUGGAGCAAAAGUGAUCCAAGAGCAUUAUGGGCUUGAUGGAAGUGAAGCUUACAACGAGAUCCAUGGCCCAGGUGUGGUUUCCAGUUUCCUCGGGCCAGCCAAGCGAGUAGGAGAGGUCACCGAAGGGACAAUUCCAAAACCAAUCCCCAAACCACUUUCUGAAGACCAAUUUGAUCAGCCAAAGCCACAGAGACCAGAUUUAAAUUCAAUUGUCAACAUAACUCAAUUCGAAGCUGUUGCUGAGGCAAAUCUUCCAACGAGAGCAUGGGGUUAUAUCUUCGGAGCAACUGAAGACGGUGUAACUCAUAAUGCGAAUUUGGAUUGGUACAAGCGGAUUAUGUUUCGCCCCAGGAUUUUGAGAGCCGUUGGUACAGUCAAUACCAGCACUCGAAUAAUGGGGCAGAAAUACGACCUCCCUUUCUUUAUUGCACCAACAUCAUCACUGAAGCUUUCCCAUCCGGAUGGUGAACUUGCAACGACGAGAGCAUCAGUCGCCAAUGGCGUAGCUCCCAUUGUCCAGACAUUAGGGUCGUAUUCAUUUCCAGAGAUAAUGGAGGCGAUGCCUGAUGGUCACCCAUUCUUCUUCCAGCUUUACUUUUACACAGACCGCGUUGAAACAGCACGACUGCUAAAAGAAGUUAGCAAGCACAAACCGCAAGCCAUCUUGUUUACCGUUGAUCUGCCAGUCAUCAGCAAGCGAGAAGCUCCUGUACGACAAUCUCACACGUCUAACAGCGGAAGCCCUCCUCAAGCUGAACUGGCUCCGCCACCUGGAACCAAUCCAAUGGACUCUAAUAUAGACUGGGAUUAUAUCGCGUGGAUCCAAAAGCACAGUGGGGCACCAGUUUUUCUCAAGGGUAUUCAAUGCGCAGCUGAUGCUCGAAAAUCCUAUGAGUAUGGUUGUGCUGGGAUCUAUAUCUCGAAUCAUGGAGGCCGUGCUUUGGAUACGGCCGUUCCAUCCAUUCUUGUGCUCCUCGAGAUUCAAGCCACUAGCCCGGAGAUAUUAGAAAAAAUGGAAGUUUUCAUCGACGGAGGUGUUCGAAGAGGAAGUGAUAUCUUAAAGGCGAUUUGUUUAGGUGCAAGCGGGGUAUUAAUUGGUCGUCCAUUUCUAUAUUCGUUACAGUAUGGCGAACCAGGAGCAAGAAAAGCGUUCAACAUUCUCCGUGAAGAGCUUGAGAUUGCAAUGCAACUUGUUGGCAUAACGAGCCUAGAUCAGGCGCAUCCUGGUCUGCUAAACACUGCGGACAUUGAUACCUAUGUUUACCGCGGGGAUGAUCAUCCGUGGGCGCGGAAAAUUGUGCGCAGUAGGCUAUAGAUUGAACGGACAGGUUGUAGUACUGGUGCGUUGAGGCAAGUCAGCGAGAAUGGUGUUGGGAUGGUUAUGGAUCAGCAAGAUUUUGCAAAUCAGACAUCUCAGAUGAGUGACAUGUCGCAUGAAGAAUUGGGUACUCUAAGGUCGGAAAUCAGCCUGUUACAGUGUUGGUUGUUGUAAGGUUGGCUCAUGGUGAGCAACGACGGGGUCAAGCUUGAUAAGUAGAAGCUACCCGCCGACACAAUAUUGGUAGUUUAAUGUCUACGGAUGUGAUCGACC